AUGGCAAUCAUAGAACCAGAGGCUUUUAAGACAGAGAUUACUAAGGGGAAGGUUAUUCUAGUGGCAGACAAUGAGACACUCACCAUCGAAAAGGAAGAUUCUGUCACCAUCAAGAUUCAUUCUAAGGUUCAUGAUGUUGAUAGUGAUAUGUUAAUGAAGACAGAUAUUCUACAUGAUAUCGUGAGUGAUGUUAGACAUAUUAAUGUUGUUCCGAUGGAGGAGAAGAAUAAAUUAGAGAGUGAGGUAAUUGAUAAUAUGUAUGAAUUGCUUAGUGGAGAGCUAGAAACAAAGGAGAUGAAAGAAUUGUUUAUGGAGUAUGAGGCGGGAUUUUCUUCUCUAGAAGCAAAGGUUGUGAAAAAUUUCAAGAUGAUUUUGAUGAUACUUCCAGCACUAAAAUAUGAGAAGCAACAUGGAAAAUAUUUUUAG
Molecule: messenger RNA, 426 nt
Organism: Asparagus officinalis (garden asparagus)
Lineage: Eukaryota; Viridiplantae; Streptophyta; Magnoliopsida; Asparagales; Asparagaceae
Exons: 1
Coding region: 1-426 (141 amino acids)
Cellular component (GO): cytoplasm
Molecular function (GO): 5'-deoxynucleotidase activity
Source: RefSeq, a predicted model, not a curated record